Molecule: messenger RNA, 2915 nt
Organism: Alternaria rosae
Lineage: Eukaryota; Fungi; Ascomycota; Dothideomycetes; Pleosporales; Pleosporaceae
Product: ATP-dependent permease MDL2
Exons: 2
Coding region: 193-2550 (785 amino acids)
Biological process (GO): transmembrane transport
Cellular component (GO): membrane
Molecular function (GO): ATP binding; ABC-type oligopeptide transporter activity; ATP hydrolysis activity
Source: RefSeq, a predicted model, not a curated record
GGAGAUCGAGCCGCGGCACGCAAGCGAUCGACGCGGCGGUCCUGUCGUCAUCAGCGAGGCGCCGAACUUUUGAUUGACAUCUCCGAAGUCGUCCACUCCCACGUCCGCACGUCCAUCGCCAUGUCGAAUGCCUCAAUAACGUCUCAAUUCGAUCUGUACGUCCGGUAGCCGCCUCGUCUACCCCUCGCAGCCAUGCGCGCCCCGCUGGCUUUCUCCGCAAAGGCCUGGCACGGCCCAGGCAACGGAGCCCUGUUUUCAAAUAUACAGUCGCGCAUCUCGACGACAGCACCCGCCAUUUCGAGAUCCUUCGCUACGACGCCGAUACCGAAAGCCUCAAUACCCAAGGCGUCACCGAACAGCUGCGCGCCAUCCCUCUUCGCCCCGUCAUCAAUCCUCCGAUCCGCAGUCGCGGGCACCACACGUCACAAUGGCUUACAAAGCCCGGCUCGUAUGUUCACUACAUCGCGACUGCUAGCGGAAGCUUCAAGCAAUGCCAAGCCUGCGAGGCAGCGUGUAUCAUACCGAGAGGAAAUCAAACAAAAGGGCAUCGUGGACCUGGAAGAACACGAUGGUGAGCCGGAGAGCGAGGAACAAGGCUUUGCGAAGUCUGAAAAGGCGGCGCAAGCAAAACAGGUCAAUCUGAGCGCCAAACUCAGCAAAGACGGUUCUGGCUCCAGUGGUGCACCAGGUGGCAUGAAGGAGAUUUGGAGACUGAUCAAAAUUGCCCGACCUGAACUGGGCGUACUCUCCUGGGCCUUCCUGUUCUUACUUCUUGGUUCUGGCAUUUCUCUCUCGGUACCCUUCUCGAUUGGCAAGAUCUUGGACGCCGCUACCUCGACUGAAAACACCAAUGGUCUACUCUUUGGUGUAUCUCCAUCUAUCUUCUACUUCGGACUGGCAGGUGUCUUGACGACCGGCGCUGCGUUCAACUUUGGACGUAUCAUUAUCCUACGCAUCGUUGGAGAACGCAUCGUCGCACGUCUUCGAUCCCAGCUCUACCGCAAGACCUUCGUCCAAAAUGCCGAAUUCUUCGACGCCAACAGGGUUGGAGAUCUCAUCUCCCGUCUCGGUUCGGAUACCAUCAUUGUUGGAAAGAGCAUCACGCAAAACUUGUCCGACGGUCUACGUGCGCUCGUUAGCGGUGCAGCUGGUUUCGCCAUGAUGGGUUUCGUCAGUCUGAAGCUUACCGGUAUCCUCGCCUUGAUCGCUCCGCCUGUCGCUCUCGUCGCCUUCUUCUCCGGUCGGUCGCUGCGAAACCUCAGUCGUAAAAUUCAGAAGAACUUGGGAACGUUGACCAAGAUCGCCGAAGAGCGGUUAGGGAACGUCAGAACAAGUCAAGCCUUCGCUGGAGAGGUUCAAGAAGCAUCACGAUACAACCGGCAGAUCAAGAGGAUAUUCGCGCUGGGAAAGAAAGAAGCCGUGGUUGCCGCGAGCUUUUACGGAAGUACUGGACUAAUGGGCAACCUGACCAUCAUCUCUAUCUUGUAUGUCGGUAGUACCAUGGUCAAGAACGGAGUCAUCUCCAUCGGUGAACUCUCCUCAUUCUUGAUGUACACCGUCUAUGCUGGUUCUAGCAUGGUUGGUCUUUCCGGCUUCUACGGCGAGAUGAUGAAGGGCGUUGGAGCUGCCAGUCGUCUCUUUGAACUCCAGGAUCGCAACCCAACAAUAUCGCCUACCAAGGGUUUGCCAGUCAAAUCGGCGCGCGGACCCAUCGAAUUCAAGAACGUCAACUUCAGCUACCCAACCAGACCUGCGGUAACCAUCUUCAAGGACCUCAGCUUCAGGAUCGAGCAGGGCACCAAUGUAGCUAUCGUGGCACCCAGUGGAGCUGGAAAGUCUACAGUUGCCAGUCUUCUUCUGCGUUUCUACGUCCCGAACUCUGGAACUGUCACAAUCGACGGCCGAGACAUCACCACCCUGAACGCGAAGCAGUUGAGGAGGAAGAUCGGUUACGUCGGCCAAGAGCCCGUACUCUUCUCUGGCACAAUCGCAGAGAACAUCGCAUAUGGCGUACCCAACGCUACACGCGCUGAGAUCGUGGCUGCUGCACGCAAGGCCAACUGCCAGUUCAUUAGCGAUUUCCCUGAUGGCCUUGAAACACAUGCCGGCGCCAGAGGUACUCAACUCUCUGGCGGCCAGAAGCAACGUAUUGCUAUUGCACGAGCACUCAUAAAGAAGCCCGACAUCCUUAUCCUCGACGAAGCCACGAGUGCUCUGGACGCCGAGUCUGAAACUCUGGUGAACCAAGCGCUUAACAAGCUUCUCCAAGAAAACAACACAACUAUUAGCAUCGCCCAUCGUCUAUCAACGAUCAAACGGUCCGACCGUAUCAUCUGCAUCGACUCUGAAGGUAGGGUAGCCGAGGAAGGCACCUAUGAACAGCUCAGCUCGAACCCAGAGGGCGCAUUCAACAAGCUUAUGGAAUGGCAGAUGAGCGGCGGUGAUGUGCCUGCUAAGGACGUCAAGGCCCCAAAGCCUACGGAAGAAGAGGAAAUUGAGCGAGAGCUUGAUGAGGAGAAGGAAGAAGCUGCUGGCCGCAACCGCGUCUAGUGAAGCUGUAACUUUAUUUGUAUCACAUUCAAUGGCAGUCGUGGCGAUUUUGCGCGACUCUCCUGCUUCUUCAUGGAAGCAACGGUGGGCAAGUCCGCCGCCACCAACAAUGAACCCCCACACAGCACCAGGGUUGCUGCACGUUUCGGCUCAGACACGCAUUUCAAAAGCAAGAUGCGCUCCGCAGGGAGACCAAAGAGUGGUCGCCCUCUUGCCUGACGCUAUUUGAGUGGUACUAUUUGAUCAAACAUGAGAACUUCUACAAUCAAGUUCCCAUAUUGCCACUAGCCUUGGACAUAGUAUCACGUUCUGACUGCCCAAGCAUGUGAGGCUUGCAGCUAUAAUCAAACAAUCAUUCUCCUCUC